CCUAAAGCAUCAGGUUCAGACCAGACUUGUUGAUCUCCAUCAGGAGCCUGCAGGAAAAAAAAAAGGGAAAGAUCAUCUUUUAUUUGUAUCCACCUGCCUUCUACAUGGUCCAGUGACAGCAAGAGGAGCCCAAGGGGCUGGUUCUGUCAAGGAAGAUCCCACAAGGAGCAAGGGGGAAUCUGCCUGCUGGGGAAGGAGAGGUUUCUCUGCAUGCAAACUGGGCUACUGGGGUGCUGUGAAGGCUGGGAAGGAGGUCAUCAGGAUUCCACGGAGAAAAUGUCCCGCCAGUUUGCCGCUUCCCUGCUGCUCUCGGAAUGGAGGUGAAAUGGAAAAAGUUGGCACCUCCAUGUGACUUUUGAUUCCCCCCCCCAACCCCCCGGCACCCCCAAGGUAGACGCUGUUCCUUAGACUUUAACGGAGAGGUUCCUUCCGCUCACAGCUAUGCCUGGGUGGAUGAAUAAGCAUGGAUCUCGAUCGACUACCUCGUUGCCUCCGGAUCCCAUGGAUAUUAUCAGGAGCAAGGCUUGCUCUAGGAGGGUGAAGUUAAACGUUGGGGGGUUGGCACAUGAAGUUUUAUGGAGGACCCUGGAUAGGUUACCGAGAACCCGGCUUGGGAAACUUAGAGACUGCAACACUCAUGAAUGCCUGAUGGAAAUAUGCGACGACUACAACCUGGAGGAGAACGAGUAUUUUUUUGACAGGCACCCCGGCGCCUUCACUUCGAUAUUGAACUUCUACCGUACUGGGAAAUUGCACAUGAUGGAGGAGAUGUGCGCGCUGUCCUUCAGCCAAGAGCUGGACUAUUGGGGCAUCGAUGAGAUCUACCUGGAGUCGUGCUGCCAGGCUCGAUACCAUCAGAAGAAGGAACAGAUGAACGAAGAGCUCAAGCGAGAAGCGGAGACCCUGCGGGAGCGAGAAGGGGAAGAGUUUGAUAACACCUGUUGCGCUGACAAGAGGAAAAAAUUGUGGGAUUUGUUGGAGAAACCAAACUCAUCGGUAGCAGCCAAGAUCUUGGCAAUUAUAUCCAUCCUCUUCAUUGUAUUAUCUACGAUUGCCUUGUCACUAAACACACUUCCAGAUCUACAAGGUAUAGAUGAAUUUGGACAAACCACAGACAAUCCUCAGCUGGCACAUGUGGAAGCUGUCUGUAUCGCAUGGUUUACAAUGGAAUACCUCUUGAGAUUUUUGUCUUCACCAAAUAAGUGGAAGUUUUUUAAGGGACCACUAAACGUCAUUGACUUGCUAGCGAUCUUACCGUAUUAUGUCACAAUAUUCCUCACGGAAUCAAACAAAAGUGUACUUCAGUUCCAAAAUGUCCGACGGGUGGUGCAGAUAUUCCGAAUCAUGAGAAUACUUCGAAUUCUUAAAUUGGCCAGGCACUCUACCGGUCUGCAGUCCUUGGGUUUCACCUUAAGAAGGAGUUACAAUGAACUAGGGUUGCUCAUUUUGUUUUUGGCUAUGGGCAUCAUGAUAUUUUCCAGCUUAGUGUUUUUUGCAGAGAAGGAUGAGGAAGAUACAAAGUUUAAAAGCAUACCAGCCUCGUUUUGGUGGGCUACAAUCACGAUGACAACGGUUGGAUAUGGCGACAUCUACCCUAAGACGCUUUUGGGGAAAAUAGUAGGAGGUUUAUGUUGUAUUGCGGGGGUGUUGGUAAUAGCUCUGCCGAUCCCUAUUAUAGUCAACAAUUUUUCUGAGUUCUACAAAGAACAGAAGAGGCAGGAGAAAGCCAUCAAGCGUAGGGAGGCACUGGAAAGAGCCAAACGAAACGGUAGCAUUGUUUCCAUGAACAUGAAAGAUGCCUUUGCUCGUAGCGUAGAACUUAUGGACGUUGUCGUUGAAAAGACAGAUGACAACUCGGGAAGGAAAGACAAAGUCCAAGAUAACCACUUAUCGCCUAGCCGAUGGAAAUGGACAAAAAGGACCUUGUCAGAGACAAGUUCUAAUAAAUCUUUUGAUGCAAAAGAGCAAGGAUCUCCAGAGAAGGCUCGAUGCAGCUCCAGUCCUCAGCACCUCAAUGUCCAGCAGUUAGAGGACAUUUACAACAAAAUGGCAAAAACACAAUCCCAGCCAGUACUUAACUCUAAAGAUUCAAAUCAGCCUAGCAAACCAGCAGAGGAGCUUGAGAUGGAAGCAAUCCCUGGUCCAACAGUACCAAUGUUAGCAACUCACCGAGAGGGAAUUAUCGACAUGAGAAGCAUGUCAAGCAUAGACAGUUUCAUAAGCUGCACUGCUGAAUUCCCAGAGACCGGUAGGUUCUCACACAGCCCCCUUGCCAUUCUUCCAUACAAGAUAAAUAUAAAUCCAGGGCAGAACACUUCUCAUGGGUAUAAACAAAGUCGCGAUAGGCCAUUAUCCUCAGACGUUAGCAGAGAGAGCUUCACAGAAAUUCCCCCCAAAACUGAUUUGGGCCGUCAUUCUACAUUUAUUUUGGAAAGCCCAAAAAGUUUAGUGAAGGUCAAAAACCCUUUAAUGUUGAGGUCUCUCAAAGUCAACUUUUUAGAAGGUGAUACUGGCACACUGCUACCUGCCCCAAAUGUAUUGAGCUCCACGUCACAUAUGCAGGAAGGCCCAUCCAAGCUAGACACGUCCUUCAUGUCUGAGCAUUCCGUGCGGAGCCCAGAAACAUCCCUGUACACCACGGCUAGUGCAAGGACCCCCUCCAAAUCCCCCGAAAAACACAUGGCAAUAGCUUUUACAUUUCACGACGCUAAUGUACAUAAAUACAUAGAUGCUGACACUGAUGAUGAGGGACAACUGCUAGACGGAUUGGAUUCCAGUCCUUCCAAAGAAUUGCUAGGGACCAUGAGCCCCAAAUAUAACAUAACGAAUAGCGGCCAUCGAACGCAGAGGGAUAACGUCCAUAGAGGGGAAAAGAACCACUUAGAGAGUGCUCCUUUCUCGAGUUCUUCGAGGUAUGUCGGUCAAAACUGCAUCUACUCUACAGAAGGCGUGACUGGAAGAGGUCAGGGAAAUCUGGAGACUAUCAAGAUGGAAAAUCACAUUUCACCAGAAGUUCACGUGCUACCCGGUGGUGGCGGACAUUCAAAUAAACAUGAUCCCAGCAUCUGAUCUACAGACGUUAUGAGAACUGCUCACUCGUGCACACAGAGCUUCUGCAUGGCAUAAACAUGAACCGGAACUAGCAUCCUCUCCCUUUAGUCAGAGGGAAGGCAUUCAGAGGAGAACAAUGAACAAAUUCUUCUCUUUGAGGAUGUUUUCUAAACCAUGCUAGAGAUGUCAGCCACCACUUUGGUAGAAAAAACAAAAUUGCUAUUAUUUGAUCUCCUUUAAUGAACGCUCUCUCUCUCUCUUGAAAGCCAUUGUGACCAAAUACCCCUCUACGUAACAGGAACCUGCUUUUUUUAUUUAUAUAAUAUUUCAUUUUAUGACAAAGGUAAGAAGAGACAACAGGAAUAUUCAGGUCUUGUGGAUAGCUGGGAUUAGAAAUGCUUUGAAUGACUUUUCCGUUUCAACCCCGGUCACACAGUCCUACAGAGGAAGAAGGAAAAGAAAAAAAAAAAGCAGGGACGGAAUAGAACUGCGUUUAUCCAUUUCUCGUAUUUUUUUUGUAUUUAUUUGUAAUUGAAUCAAUGCUAGUCAAGGCGAGUUGCACCAGUUGAUCCGUAUUAAGAAAACAAAUGAUACAAAGUGUUCACGUCUCUGGUUUGGUUUGAAAGAAUAUUAUUGGGGGGGAGGUCGGGACAUUAACACUCAGUACUAGAUCAUUCUAACAGAUGGAAAAUUCACCUAGACAAGUUUUCCUGCCUUUUUUUGGUAACAUUUUCAUGCGGGACAUGAUAAUUACCAGAAAUUUUAUUCUUAGGCAAAUUGCUUGGGCUGGUGUAGAAAGAAAUGCCUAAUUAACAAGGCAAAUGUCAAUGCCUUAAAGAAUUAAACAAAAAUAUAUAUUAGUCGAGGGAGAGUUCUCCCUAACGGGCAUGAAAACUCAUCGAAAAAAAGGUGGAAGAGUUGGCUAGGCAAGUUAUUCUCCUGUUUGUAAAUCUAGCCCUUAUCUUUUUUGUUUCAGAGACACAUUCAUUAUAAAUAGUGUAAAUAAUUUCUAUCUGCAUAUUUGACUUCACAGACAGGGCUGUCUUUUGGGGUUAUGGAGUACUGUUAUUAAAGCAGGGAGAGGGAACAUCUUACAUAAAAUAAACAUAUUAUCCCACUGUUACUAUAGGCACCAUCUCUCCCUACUAUACCUGCUAUCCCACAG
This is a messenger RNA of Xenopus tropicalis (tropical clawed frog), 4216 nucleotides long. It is a transcript of the gene kcnb1, whose product is annotated as potassium channel, voltage gated Shab related subfamily B, member 1. The record is from RefSeq and is a predicted model, not a curated record. The coding region runs from base 442 to 3069 and encodes 875 amino acids. Gene Ontology annotation, cellular component: lateral plasma membrane; voltage-gated potassium channel complex; membrane. NCBI's taxonomy places the organism in Eukaryota, Metazoa, Chordata, Amphibia, Anura, Pipidae. The transcript has 3 exons. Gene Ontology annotation, biological process: transmembrane transport; protein homooligomerization; potassium ion transport. Gene Ontology annotation, molecular function: voltage-gated potassium channel activity; monoatomic ion channel activity.